AUGGAAGAAGAAACGAAAGUAUCGCCAGUAGAAGGUGGCACGAACCAUGUUCUGUCCCUCGGCUCAACAUCUCGCGAUCUGCAAACGGCAUAUCUUGUCAUCAGCCUGGUGCUGUCGGUAGGAUGCGGCCUGCUGCUCAUCUUCUUAGUUUGGAAGAAAGAGUAUCUGCAAAAGCCCAGCCACUACCUGCGGUGUAACCUGGCGGUAGACGACAUCGUCUUCACCGGCUGCCUGAUUCCCGUCCGUGUCUACGCACUUUUCCGGCAAGAUGCAAGCGGGGGACAGGUGUGGUGCGCGGCUGAAGCAGUGGUAGCGAUCGCAUUUGGGAUGUCUAUGUAUGGUACAUAUAUCAUGAUGGCAGUAGAUCUGUACUACUUCGUGUGCCAUCCCCUACACUACCACGACAAAGUCACGACCAAACGCGUGGUCCUGGGCAUCUUGGCGUUCAGGGCCUUUUCUCUCAUCGGCGGACUAGCGCCUGUGGCCUUCAGCGGACUGCCCGAAUACAACCUGCGUUGUGAGUUUGAUCCUGCGAACAGUACUACCUUAUCUGGCAUCUUCAGAAGCGUGAACUUAGUUUUCUUGUUACUUGUUGUUUUCUCCGUCCUAGUGAUCUACUGGCGUAUCUUCAAGGAAGCCAGAAGACAGCAGGAAAGAGACGAGAACCGUGAUCUGUGGGUGUUCCAGACCAAGGCGUUCAAAAUGAUGGUGCCGCAUGCUACCGUUUUGACUGCAUCCACAGCCACUAUCGGUUUCCGCAUAGCCAUGGCACGAGCUGUGAUCACAGAGGAACAGAUGUCCCUACGCGGCCUGAUGAUCGCUGAACGCGCAGCCAUCGUCCUGUACCUGACGCUAUCGUCCGUGGCGAACCCCGUCAUCUACAGCUUCCGGCUGCCAGAGUUUCGCCGAGCCUGCAGGGAGCUGUGCGGAUGGCCGACCAACCCUAACCCGCCGGCGGCGGUACCGACACGGCGGCAUCGCCAGGACGACGCGGAGACGGCCGCCGUCACCGGCCCCGGGCGGCGCGGUGCACCGGCCUCGGCAUGGACGCCAGCUCAAGCCUCUUCAACGGGUCUCAUCAUUCGGCCCACAGUGGAGAACAUGCCUUCAGACCAGCAGGCAAAACAGGAAGACACGAUCCCCGGACCAGCGUCUCGAGCUCGUGCAGGACACCGUGGCCGCGAGACCGCUUCAAGGCGACCAAUCCGGCUAACGGCGAUGGCGGAGGUGCACACCGAGCCCAGGCCACGUCCCGGACCGGAGGACGAGACGGUAAACCUCCCCGGUCAAGUACACACGGGUGACGAGCCAGAAGACGUCCCUACACUAACUUUGGACGCCGAGACCGACGAGGCAACGGCAGGACACACUUUGGACCGCCCACCAUUGCGAUUGGCAUGGGAGGACGAUGCAGGGCAAUGCAACAACGGCCAACCCUGCAGAAAGGUCACCAAAACAAGUACUCACCGUCUUAAAACUACAAUGAACUUUGGAAUAGAAUGA
This is a messenger RNA of Branchiostoma belcheri (Belcher's lancelet), 1503 nucleotides long. Its product is annotated as olfactory receptor 480-like. NCBI's taxonomy places the organism in Eukaryota, Metazoa, Chordata, Leptocardii, Amphioxiformes, Branchiostomatidae. Gene Ontology annotation, biological process: G protein-coupled receptor signaling pathway. Gene Ontology annotation, molecular function: G protein-coupled receptor activity. Gene Ontology annotation, cellular component: membrane. The transcript has a single exon. The coding region runs from base 1 to 1503 and encodes 500 amino acids. The record is from RefSeq and is a predicted model, not a curated record.